AGGAUGGCCGACGACCCCAUCGAGGUCCUGCGCGCCCAGGCCGCCGUGGAGUCCACGCCGCCAGAGGAGAUGGCGCGGAUCAUCUCCAGCAGGAUGGUCAGCGGCUCGGACAGCGCUGCUCACGACAUCGAGGUCACCUGCAUCUCGGCGGUGCUCAUCGAGUGGCCGGCCGUGGAGAUCACGUCCGCCGCGCCGGUCGCAGCAGCGGAGAGCACGCCGCCGGUGGCCGCGACCGCCGUCGUUGCGCUGGCCGGCCUGAUGAUGUCCAUCGCUUGCUUCAGCGUGGCACCCCGCGGGGGCGCCGUCAAAUGGAUGGUCUGCCUGCCCGUCCUGCUCGCGCGCCGCCGGCGCGGCAAGGCGCGGGCGGGGCGCCAGGGCGCCCCAGGAGGCGCCGCGGCCGCAGCAGAGCCCCCGCCCGCGGCCCCCUCGCCCACCGACGAGGGGGCCGCGCGGGGCGAGGAGGCCUGCGGCUCCGGCGCCGCGUGCCCGCAGCAGCCCCCGGCCGCUGGACGCGCUGGCGAGCCGCCGAGCGACCAGCUCGUUCUGGAGCUCCACAACAUGUCCGACGCUGACUUGGAGCGGCAGGCCAAGAGGACCUUCAUCCCUUUCAGCCGGUGGAAGG
Messenger RNA from Prorocentrum cordatum, 622 nucleotides. The record is from the annotation of a GenBank genome assembly. Lineage: Eukaryota; Dinophyceae; Prorocentrales; Prorocentraceae.